Aspergillus viridinutans is the source of this 582-nucleotide messenger RNA. RefSeq lists its product as uncharacterized. Bases 1 to 582 code for a protein of 193 amino acids. Lineage: Eukaryota; Fungi; Ascomycota; Eurotiomycetes; Eurotiales; Aspergillaceae. The transcript has a single exon. The record is from RefSeq and is a predicted model, not a curated record.
AUGUCACGCCUUCGUCGCCCUCCUCGACGUCCUCGACGUUUCCUCCAGUACAACGCGCAUGCAUCGUGGGACGCAAUGAAGGCACUACUCGACAAUAAUCGCCUCUCCUUAUAUGACUUGAUCGCCAUCCACGAACCGUGUGGAAAGAGCUCCUUCCUGCUCCCACGGUUCCCUGAUCGUGUCAAUGAACAAUUUGAUCGCAUAUGGGCCGGUACCGGACCACGCGAUGAACCGAACAUUUGCAUUUACGUUCGGAAGUCCCUGAAUUGGGGUCUUCUUAUCUGUACGAAGAAUGUGGUAUCGAUUUAUUUUGUCGGGCCCGUGGCAGAUUAUCCGUCCCAGAGAGUCGCCUACUUUAUUCACAACGUGUACGAUGCUCCACCUUCAGCAAACGGGUACCCCGAGUCUACACUCCGAAAAGCGUUCGAUCGGGCGAAUGAGAUGUGUUUCGAGGUGAAACAUCAUUUCGUCUUCGGCAGUUUCCACCCUUGUGGACUGGCUUGCGAUGGCCAAUGCUCAAACCCCAAGUUCCCAGGGCUUCAGCAUACACUCGAUAAGAGAGGGUGUCCCUGUGUCGGAUGA